CAAAGGGGUCUUAGUCUCUUAGAUAACGGAUAUUCCUCCAAGUCACAGUCUCCAUCUUCUACACUUCUCUCUUCUUGUACUAUAACUAAGUUCAUAUUGUCUCUCUGUUUCUCACUCUUAACACAAGUAUUUGUUUCACCUGUUGAGAAAAUUAUGGGGGAGAGAUCUACUGUUUCUAAUGUGCACACAUUUCCUGCUGUUCUCUUCUGUUUCACAUUAUUAUCCUUUGCUUGUUUAGUAGUUUCAUCAACCAGAUUGCCCAAGAAUGAAUUCGUUGAUGCUGAAAUCUAUAGAAGGAAUUUACUGUCUAAUGGACUGGGCAUGAAUCCACCCAUGGGAUGGAACAGCUGGAAUCAUUUUGGCUGCAAGAUUGAUGAGAAAAUGAUCAGAGAAACUGCUGAUGCACUGGUUUCAACUGGUCUUUCCAAACUGGGAUAUCAUUACGUUAACAUAGAUGAUUGUUGGGCUGAGUUAGACCGGGACGACAAGAAUAAUCUAGUACCGAAGAAGUCGACUUUCCCCUCUGGGAUUAAAGCUCUUGCAGAUUAUGUUCAUAGCAAAGGACUUAAACUGGGAAUCUAUUCAGAUGCAGGGUAUCUUACAUGUAGUAGUACCAUGCCAGGAUCGCUUGGUUACGAAGAACAAGAUGCCAAAACCUUUGCCUCAUGGGGAAUUGACUAUUUGAAGUAUGAUAACUGCAACAAUGACGGCUCCAAACCAACUGUAAGGUAUCCGGUAAUGACACGGGCUCUGAUGAAGGCGGGUCGCCCGAUAUUCUAUUCUCUAUGUGAAUGGGGUGAUAUGCAUCCAGCUCUAUGGGGUGCUAAGGUAGGAAAUAGCUGGAGAACUACUGGUGACAUUUCUGAUACUUGGGAUAGUAUGCUUUCUAGAGCCGACUUCAAUGAAUUCUACGCAGAAUUUGCAAGGCCUGGUGGUUGGAAUGAUCCAGACAUGCUUGAAGUAGGAAAUGGAGGUAUGACAAAAGACGAGUAUAUAGUACAUUUCAGUUUAUGGGCUAUUUCGAAGGCACCUUUACUCAUCGGUUGUGAUGUUCGAAACGCAACCAAAGAAACCAUGGAAAUCAUUGGCAACAAGGAGGUUAUUGCCGUCAACCAAGACUCACUUGGGGUUCAGGCAAAGAAGGUUAGAAUGGAGGGCGACCUUGAGGUCUGGGCUGGACAGCUUUCGGGGUACAGAAUGGCUGUUCUUCUAGUUAACAGAAGUGCUAGGCGCUCUUCAAUUACUGCCCAUUGGGACGAUAUUGGUAUUCCUGCUGGCAGUGUAGUCAAGGCCAGAGAUCUUUGGGAGCAUGAGACCCUGAAGAAGCUAUUCGUUGGAAAUCUGACUGCUACCAUGAAUUCUCAUACAUGCAAGAUGUAUGUGUUGACGCCUGUUUGUUGAGUUUAAUAACACUUUAAGCAAAUAUAUGUGAAGAUCCGAGCUGUGUGAGAGGAGUUCCGCAUAAUGUCUAAAUGCUGUUGAACAUCUGGAUAUUGUGCUACUAGAGAUUAUAAAAACAAAGCUUUAACUACAAGAGAAAUAGAAAUGGUAAUGAUUUCUCUUGAACCAAAAGACUUACCAGCAGAGUU
Molecule: messenger RNA, 1589 nt
Organism: Papaver somniferum (opium poppy)
Lineage: Eukaryota; Viridiplantae; Streptophyta; Magnoliopsida; Ranunculales; Papaveraceae
Product: alpha-galactosidase 1-like
Exons: 14
Coding region: 154-1401 (415 amino acids)
Biological process (GO): carbohydrate metabolic process
Molecular function (GO): hydrolase activity, hydrolyzing O-glycosyl compounds
Source: RefSeq, a predicted model, not a curated record